CAUGCUGUCAGAGAAGCUGAAAAACCCGCCUCCUGGGCAAAGGUCUUCACAAGCAGUCAUUGCUGAAUUCCUGUGGUAUUCCAAACUAUUCACAAAGGUGCACAAUGGGACGGCUUGAUGGGAAAGUAAUACUGGUGUCUGGGGCGGCACAAGGGAUUGGACGAGCCAUGGUUCUUGCUUUUGCAAAAGAAGGAGCUGAGGUCAUUGCUACAGACGUUAAUGAAUCCAAACUUCGUGAGCUAGACGGCCAUCCAGGCAUUCGGAUUCGAAUGCUGGAUGUCACCAACAAAGGACAAAUUGAAAAUUUAGCCAAGGAAAUGAAAAGAAUUGAUGUUCUGUGUAAUAUUGCAGGAUUUGUACACCAUGGGACCAUUUUAGAUUGUGAUGAAAAGGAUUGGGAUUUCACAAUGAAUAUCAAUGUGCGCAGCAUGUAUCUGAUGAUUAAAGCAUUCCUGCCUAAGAUGCUUGAACAAAAAUCUGGCAACAUUAUCAACAUGUCUUCUGUGGCAUCCAGCAUUAAAGGGGUUCCCAACAGAUGUGUCUACAGCACCUCCAAGGCAGCAGUUAUUGGUCUCACCAAGUCAAUAGCUGCUGACUUCAUUGGAAAAGGAAUUAGAUGCAACUGUGUUUGUCCUGGCACCGUUGACACUCCUUCACUGCGGCAAAGAAUCCAAAACAGCCCUGAUCCGGAACAGGCACUUAAAGACUUCCUGGCCAGGCAAAAGACGGGUAGACUGGCUACAGCAGAAGAAAUAGCCCACCUCUUUGUAUAUCUAGCAUCUGAUGAAUCGGUAUACAUGACUGGCAGUGAAUGUGUUAUUGAUGGUGGCUGGUGCUUGUAACUUGGUGCCUGGAGACGCCAUUUGCAAAUGGAAAUGAAGUUCUCUGGAUCCGAGAAGUCAGAAGGAAGCUGUUUGAAUGUGGAGAAUCUGCACCGUGUCGCCCUUAAAAAAAUCAUAGAUCCCAGGGCCUUCUGUCAACUAUCUGAUAUAUACUACUCCAUCUCUGCCUGGAAACCUUUCUAACUUUGUAGAUUCACUGCACAUUUGUUGCAUCCGAUUUCUGUGUCUUCAUUCAAGCCUGUUCUUGUUUCAGAAACACUGUAUUUUCUAAGCAAUUAAUGCAAAAUAUCUUGUUUUUGAAGAACAAAAAGUGGUGAUGGAAUAAAAUCUUUCUCCUAUUCA
Molecule: messenger RNA, 1184 nt
Organism: Anolis sagrei ordinatus
Lineage: Eukaryota; Metazoa; Chordata; Lepidosauria; Squamata; Anolidae
Gene: BDH2
Product: 3-hydroxybutyrate dehydrogenase 2
Biological process (GO): siderophore biosynthetic process
Cellular component (GO): cytoplasm
Molecular function (GO): 3-hydroxybutyrate dehydrogenase activity
Source: RefSeq, a predicted model, not a curated record